AUGGAAGGUGAAGGAGACGCUGAAAUUGAAAAGACAUUUAUAGAUGAAACCUCUAUUCUUGAUAAAUAUAAAGCCGCUGCUGAGAUUGCUGAUACCGUUGUCACCCAGAUCUCUGCUAAGGUAGUACCUGGAGCUGAUAUUGCAACUCUUUGCAAGGAAGCUGAUGACCUUAUUGAGGAGCAAUGCAAGACUGUGUUCCACAGCAAAAAGACUAAAAAAUUGAGAAGAGGUAUUGCUUUCCCAACCUCUAUUUCUGUCAACCAUAUCUUAGGAAACUACUCCCCAUUGCCUGAUGAGAGCACUACUAUUGAAGAGGGAGACGUUGCCAAAAUUGAUUUGGGAGUGCAAAUUGAUGGAUACAUCGCCAUUUCUGGACAUACUGUUUUUGCCACUGCUGAUGCUGAUGCUAAAAUUACUGGAAGAGCUGCUGAUGUGAUGCUUGCAGUCCAUGCUGCUAAGGAAGCUGCCUUGAGAACUAUCCUGGCAGGCAACAAAAACACUCAGGUCACUGAAGUGAUCAACAAGACUGUGGAAGAGUUUAAAUGCCAUAUUAUAAAAGGAGUGUUUUCGCACAAACUCAAGAAGCAUGUAAUCGAUGGAGAGGAUGUCAUUGCUUCUACAAAAGGCCAGAAAUGUGAGGAGUAUGAGUUCCACCCAGGAGAUGUCUUUGGUCUCGAAAUCUUUGUUAGUAGUGGCUCUGGAAGACCAAAAGCUUCUGAGUUAAAGACUAACAUUUAUAAAAGAAGGUUAGAAAAUACUUACUUGCUCAAGAGUGACAAGGCUAGAUCUUUCCUCAAGCAGGUGAACACUAGAUACCCAGCCUUGCCAUUCUCACUGCGUCACUUCGAGGACCAGACCAUGGUUAGAAUCGGAGUCAAGCACUGCUUGGAUCAUGACUUGAUCGAGCCAUUCGCUGUGAUUGAGGAAGAGAAAGGAGAAGUUGUUGCUCACUGGAAAGCUACAGUAGCUGUUAUGGCAAACGGAACCAUCUUCUUAAGUGGCAACAUGGAUCUUAACAAAGACAAAUUCGAGACUGACAACACCAUCGAAUCUCAAGAGCUAAAGGACUUGUUAGCCCUUUCAAUGGGCAUUAAGGACCAAAAGAAGAGAAAGAAGGAUGCUGAGAAAAAGAAAAAGGACGAAGAGAAAAAAGAGUAA
Messenger RNA from Moneuplotes crassus, 1158 nucleotides. The record is from the annotation of a GenBank genome assembly. Lineage: Eukaryota; Ciliophora; Spirotrichea; Euplotida; Euplotidae.